UAGCGGCUGAUGCACGGAAACUACUAGACCUCGACCAGCUCUCCGUGAACCUGUUUGUGCCGUUCCAAAUAUCCGUUCUUAAUGUAAAUACAAAACAAGAAUUUUACAUCACAGUUGUGUGCGGAUUGACGGGGUGAUUUUCUGUGUUGUGUGUCGGUUUGCACUUUUGGUGACGCUGUCCUGUGCAGGUUCCUGAUUCAAUUCGUGUUGUGUGACGUUGACGUACAUCUCCAGAGGUAGGAAUUCCUGGAAGAGUGGAGCCCCAACCAACGAAUGGGAAUGGUUUAAGCCAACUGGAUAAUCAUUUCGACCCGUUCCACGGACUCCUGUUUCAAUAUUGAACUGUGACGAAACCGUUUCGUGGAUACCGACUUGUGUCGCCUUUUUUUCGGAUUAACUUUCGAACCGAAGUUGUAGAAAACAUCAUUGCUUUAAAAAUGAAGAAAAGUUCGUCAACAAGAUAUUUCUUGGUGUUCUUCAAGCAUGGCCGGAAUGGUCGUCCCGAGAGUGAUGUUCUUCAUCAGAAACGAAUUCCCGAUGGCUAUGGCAGUGCAGCUAAGGUGAACGACAGAGUGAGAAUAAAAUAUAGGGAUGACGAUACGAAAAAAUUUACUUUUUAUGAUGGCGUCAUUCUCCAAAUAGAUCAUGACCUGAACGUUUUGCAAACUAUAGAUGUUGAUGAAAAAGGAGAAAUAGUCCCCCCUAAUCAGAAACGAUUUCCAGAGGAACUCCUGGCAGUUAAAAGACAUCUUGCAAAACAAUCUCGGGCAAUUACUGUGGCUGCCAAGGAGCAUCAGAGGACAUUGGACACUUCGCUUUUAGGUAUUUCAGUGUUCAACACUGCUUCUGCUCCAGGCUGUUCAGGAAACCUGCCACAGAAUGGUGGUACUGCAUCACAGCUUCAAAGUGACUCUCGUCUGGUAACCCCUGCAGGCUGUUCGAAAGACCUGUCGGUAAAUGAUGUUACAGCAUCACUGCUUCCGAGUGUCUCCCAUCUGGUAACCCCUGAAGUGAAAGUGUUCUUGGAGGCACUUGUUCCAGCGGCCAGCUCUUUACAUGACUCGAGCCAAUGUGCACAGGUAGACUGGUUGCACAGUGUUCUCCAGAACAUAUUACGCUCUCUUGAGUCUGAACAAGAAAAGAAUGUAACCUUGCCAGAACACUUCCUGAAGCAAAGCAAACAGUGUGACACUGACCUCUUUGGCAAUGGAAAGUUUUUCGUACCGUUCAUGUCAUACCGUGCAAUUCAUGCAGAUGUGGAAAAUAAGAAAGGCAAAAAGAAAAAUAGUUGGCAGAUUUACGUCUCUGAAGUCCUGAACAGGCUCUAUGGCAAUAGAAUGCUGUACCUAACUGCAAAAGGCCAAAGACGAACUACAGGAAUAGACGGAGAUUUGUACAAUAGUCUGUUAGACUACUGUUUACACCACUUUGAGAAUUUCCGCAGUUUGGAGAACCGAGUACCAGCAUUCAACAGAAAUAUAAAUGUCAUCCGUCAAGGUCGGAAGAAUAUGUCGAAGAAUAGAACUGCAGCAAGGGAAAAUGGUGCAGUUGUGGCCAAAAAGCAGUCUAAAGGCAACAAAAAACAAUCUAAAGGCAACCAAAAGCAAUCUAAAGGCAACCAAAAGCAAUCUAAAGGCAACCAAAAGCAAGCUAAAGGCAAGGGCAGUGACUCAGAAUCUGAUGAUGGAGAUGAAUAUGAAGACAUUUCUUCUGAAUCUGAGAAUCACACUGGGGAACUGCGGCGAACCUCCUCAAUGGAUGAUGAAGAUUUACUAGAUGAAACCCCUAUACGUGAGAAACUACAGCAAAAAUGUCAUGGAAAAAGAGUUGUGGGAGAAAAUAGACAGCUGUUAGAACGUAAAUUCCUUCAACCUGUUUUGGUAGGAAAAAGGAAAAUUUCUGACGGGUAUCUACACUCUAGCACUUCUGAAGGACCACAUAUCCAGAGCCAGGCCACAGACUUUCACCAAGGUUUUACUAAACAAAUGAGGCCUGGCCAGGUUAUUUCAGCAGCAGGCCAGUAUAACCCAUAUUACCAACAAGCACCUCACAGGGUCCCUCACUCUUACAGUCAUAGAGGAGGAUCUCCUGUUGUGUCAAGUGGUCAGGGUGCCCAGAGGCUGCCCCACAAUUAUAGUCCCAAUCAAGUUUCACAAUUACCAGCCUACUAUUCGCAUCUACCUCAAGAAGGAUCCCAUGUCUAUGACUACGCUCCAACAGCAGGUUCUCCUUACGUGGCGAAUAGUGAGGGCAUUCAGAGUGUAGAGCAGUACUCGCAAGAUCCAAUGACUAUAGCUCUACAAGUUGUGAACAACCCAAAUUUGAUUUAAAUGCAUUAACUUUUGGUGCUAGUCAAGUAUUUUAAAUUUAUUUAUUUCUUUCUGCAAAAUUAUGUAUUCUAUGUUACAUUAUUAUGAUGGCCAUUAGUUUUAGUUACAUAUAGUUAUUUAAAAUUGUAACAAGUCCAAAUCUGACUUAAAUUAAUUUUUGUAUCUAUCUUAUUUUUUUAACUGUAUUUAUUUCAUAAAAAUAUGUAUGCUUGUAUUUAAUAUUGUUAUGGCCAUUCGUUUUUUGUUCUUUAAUCGUAUUUCAGAUGUAUUUUCAUGUAUAUUUGCCAAAUAUUGUAUAAUUAAAUGCCAUGCAAUUUAUAUUACUUUGU
Frankliniella occidentalis (western flower thrips) is the source of this 2659-nucleotide messenger RNA. RefSeq lists its product as uncharacterized. Bases 438 to 2330 code for a protein of 630 amino acids. NCBI's taxonomy places the organism in Eukaryota, Metazoa, Arthropoda, Insecta, Thysanoptera, Thripidae. The record is from RefSeq and is a predicted model, not a curated record. The transcript is spliced from 18 exons.